UUUGUGUGUGGUUUAUCGUUGCGAAAACAGUGAACAGAAAAUGAAGAUACAGGCACUGUCACCGCUUCUCCAACGCCCGUUUCAGCCUCUAUUUCCUCCGCUUUCUCUUGGAUUCACUUUCAAACCUUCUUUUCUAACUCCAACCAAACACGCCCCUUUGCACUCUUCGUUCAUCCUAUUUUCACGUUCUUCGAGGUCAGUUAAGUUUCGUCCCUCUUUUGCAACGGUUACAGAAACCGAAGGGGUUGUUAUUGACGACGGCGACACCGAACCGGGCUUCGUAAACGACGGCGACAACGAGCUGGGCUUUGUUAACAUUGGCUACAUAUCGAGUGUUCAUGGUAUUCAGGGCGAGAUUCGCGUGAAACCAGCCACUGAUUUUCCUGAACUGCGUUUUUCCACUCCUGGGAGAAGAUGGCUGAAGAGCAAGGUUUUGGGUGGACAAAGCAUUCAAGAAGUUGAGCUGGAGGAAGGUAGAGAACACCCUGGACUCAAGAGUUGGAUACUCAAAUUCAGAGGAAUUGACACAGUGGAACAGGCUAAGAUGCUUAUUGGAUCUACGUUGCUUGUGACAAAAGAAGACAGGCCGGAAUUGGAGGAGGGUGAAUUUUACACACAUGAUUUGAUAGGGAUGAAAGUAUUUAUGAAGGAAAAUGGAACACUUGUGGGAACUGUUGUAAAUGUUUUCAAUAGUGGAGCCAACGACCUACUACAAAUUGCACUUGAUUCAUCUUUUGAUAUGCUUGAUAAGAGUGGCAAGUCAAAGUCUGCAGGAACAGAUGUAUCUGAUCAGCUUGUUUUGGUACCUUUUGUUGAAGCCAUUGUUCCAGAUGUUGAUAUGAAAAGAAGAGAAAUGCAUAUUACACCACCUAAGGGACUCCUGGAAUUAAAUUUACGAUUUGAUGGGAGGUCCAAAAAAGAAAGGCGCCAACUUGAAUGGAAAGAAAGAAAAAAGUUUCAAAAGCGUCUCAUUGCAGCAAAAAAGAAACUCUCUGAAAUGGAGCAAAAACAUGUAUUUCAAGGAUAUCACCAUGGAGAGAAAGAUCAAUGGAGCUUGCUUAGUGAUCAGAUUGUUAGUGUAAACUCCAAAUUGCUCCAGGAAGCUUUACAAAGUCUUGAACGUCCAGCAAAGAGAUGGACAGUAGCUGAGUUGACCAGUGCCAUAGAAGCAAAGCUUAUAAAUUCCAUCCAAUUAUCAGAGGAAUAUUUGUCAAAUGGAAGUGAAAAUAAGUUGGUUAGAGAUAUGCAAGAGAAGGGACAUAAGCUCAUGUCUGAGGGCAAAAUGGCUACUGUCUUUCUCUUGAAUGAAAAAGAGCAUCAGGGAAUCAUUUAUGACUCUAACUUCGUAGAAAAUGAAGCAGUUGACACUUCAAUUCUUCAAAUGUUUCAAAAGAUCAAAGGUCGUGAUUCUGUGCCUUUAAUUUUGGUUUCCUCAGCCCAACAAAUUCUGUCUUUAAGAGAUCUGUUUACAAGCAACAAUUACUUCGCUUUUGACUCUGGAAAGGUAUGGUUUUUGGAGGAAGAGAAGCUGCCAGUAGUUAGCAGCUUGCCUGAGGGACAGAACAAAUAUAAGAUUUUAAUGAAAUCACCUUGGGAAAUACUCCAAUCUCCUGUUGGAUCUGGAGGACUUAUUAGCUUGUUUUCAAAACAUGGCAUUGCAGAUAAUCUUAUUGACAUGGGUGUUGAGUACAUUGAGUUAUGCUGCCCAAGUGAAAAAAUUGCUGGGGGAAACUCAUUGCUUCUUGGGUUGGUUGAAUCACGGGAAGCCAAAAUUGGGAUGCAAAUUCGGCGUACGAUAACUGAUCCGGAAAAAUAUUGUAACGCGAUAUUGUCAAUGGACUUCGUCAAGAAGUUGCAGAGCAACAAACUCCAAUUUGAUGCAAUCCCAAGGGCACAUUCCUGUGUUGAAAAAGUUGACAAGGAAUGGGUUACUGUAACCACAUCCACCCCUAACUCAUUUGAGCUUUCUUGUAGUAUAUAUAGUUCCUUGAAUGCAUGCUCUUUGGAUAAGGUUUGUAUAGUGGAUGUCACAGAAUAAUUCAAUGAAUUGUAUAGUGAUGAGGAUUAUUGGAUAGUGUUUCGAAAUACUCAUGUAAAUGAGGAAAAAAGAAAUAGCAAACACCAUAUGCAUCCUUAUUUUAUGAAAGAGAUUACUGAAAUUGGAUA
Vigna umbellata (rice bean) is the source of this 2166-nucleotide messenger RNA. Its product is annotated as 16S rRNA processing protein RimM family. Lineage: Eukaryota; Viridiplantae; Streptophyta; Magnoliopsida; Fabales; Fabaceae. The record is from RefSeq and is a predicted model, not a curated record. Gene Ontology annotation, biological process: UDP-N-acetylglucosamine biosynthetic process; rRNA processing. Gene Ontology annotation, cellular component: ribosome. Gene Ontology annotation, molecular function: ribosome binding; UDP-N-acetylglucosamine diphosphorylase activity.